AUUAUUACGAUAUUAUAUCUAUCUUUGUGGUUACGUGCGCGAGAACUUUCUUUACUUUGGUGAUCCUUUGUGAUAGUGACAUUCCAAGUAAUGUGCUCUUUUUGUGAUAGUGACACUUUACUGCUAAAUGAGCGGGAAAUUUUCUCACUUUGAUUAAUUACAAUUUACGAUGCCGAGGAGAAGACGACCUGACUUAGGUCGUCGUAGUCAAUCAAAUGUGCGAAGAGCUACCUCACGAGCUAACCGCGCUGAUGACCAGAGACAGACAGAUCAAGAAAAUAGUCGUAUUGCUAUGUCAGAAUUGCGUUCUUUAGAAGUGGUGCCUCCACAAGCGGAGAUUAUUGAGGCCGAUCUGUACAAGAGAUCAUAUUUUGGGCCUGAUGUUCCUACUUUGGAGCUGGAAUGUUGGGAGGAGGAAUUGUCAGAGGUGCAACUGCAGGCCUACAAAAAUGCUGACGAGGAAUACAAAAGCAUCCAAAACAAACUUGACGAGAUGGUAAAGAACACCGGCGGUGAGAUCGUAUAUAACGGUGACCAGUUUACGGCUUACCAACUACUUGGCAAACAACCAGUAUUAAAAGAUUUAGAGCGUCAGAGUGCAGAUAUCAUUAGAUCUAGAUCACGCUCACUUUCCAUAUCAAAAGAAAGACCUAAUAAAAGAGGUCGCCCUAGGAAGCAGCGCGAGGAAGACCGCGACUACUCUCCAUCCCCAGAGAGGGCCAAAUCACCAGAACAGAAACCUAAAAAGAAGAAGAAAGACAAAGAAAAGUAUAAGGAGAAAGAGAAAGACAGAGAAAAGGAUAAAGAAUCAACUAAGACUAAAGAUAAAACAUUGGCACCAUCAAAUGUGCACAGUGUGGUCACAAACAUUCGACCUUCCGAGGCGACUGCAAUUGGUGGUCUGCUCACUGGCAGUGCCACUAAAACUACAGCUAUUGUGGAUCUUACUAAAGAAGAUGGCAAUAAGAAUGUGGCCGAUUCACGUGAAGUGUCCUUCAAUAAAUUGCAAGGCAAAACAUUCCCAUCACUGGUGGUGGUGGCGCGUCCGUACCUGCGCGCCAAGGACGCCGCGCCGCCCUCGGACCGCUCGGCUCUCGACAGCAAGGUGAAGUCAGUACUCAUGCAUACGCCCAUGAAGUUCACCGAGUGGCUCAUACAGCAAGGGUUGGUGCGGUCCGAGCAGUGGUGCGCUGUGCACGCCGGGAAUAAACUGAAACUUGGUAUGUACUCAGAUGUAUCGAAAUUCCCAUACUCCGGCGGUUACGUUUGGAUAUCCGAGUGCUGUCCCACUAGAUUCGUCUCUGUGUACUCAAGUUCCAUAUUCGAAGGGGCGACAUUCCCCCCCAGCGUGCUUCUAAAACUCAUCUACCACUGGGCGUGCCAAACAAACGUACAGAAUGUAGUCCAAUGGGUCAAAGUGGACAAUUUGUAUGUGAAAGGGCUAUUUACGUGGCUAAGAGCUAUUUGUACCUCAGCCAUCCACCAGCACAUGGGUUUGCUAGGUGGUUCUAAUAGGAAAGUGGAGGUUGGUGUAAUAUCCCUGGGUACCACGAGCCAUGAUGGGACACAGAGGCAGGUGAAGGUCGAAGUGUUGGGCGUCUUGGAUCCUGUAGAGAAAUUGAUUCGUCUCCGAGCAGUCGAACCACUCGCAGAACACGAGAAGAAUUACAAAAAAAGGUUCCAAAAGAUCCUCGAGCCCCUCACAGCCUGGGUCCAUCCAUCAUCAGUAAUCCUCACAGACUUGACUGUAGACAAGGGAACCCUUGUCUCUAUGGGCUUUAAGACUGUCCAUCAAUCGUCUACACAUUCAGACUCCAAUGCCAGGAACAGUAAUGCCAACAUUAUGGAGUAUUUAAGAAGGAUUGUUCCGAGAAUGUUCCAGAAUACAUUGUCUCUACUCUCGCGGCAAAUUAUACAGCAGUUUCUUGAUGAACUGGUUUGGAGGGAAAGGUACGGCAUAUCUCCAGGCCAAGCGUUCGACAAUAUUGUCUGUCACAUCUCAGAGCAGACCAAACUGGAAAGCAAGGAUGUGAUCACAGUUCGAUUGAACAAGAUCGCGGCCAAUCCGUUCAAGAACUGGAAGUAUCCUUCUGGAAAGAAAAAGGAUAAAGUGGAGGAACCGGAACCGGAGCCGCCGAGAAGCAAGCGCGGGCGCAAGAAGAAGGAGCCGUCGCCCUCACCACCGCCCAAGAAAAGAAAGAAGGAGAAGACGCUGUAUGUCGACGACGACGAUGAAGAAGAGAUUCCGCUGGCCCAACGUCGGGCUAAGAUCAAGCAAGAACAAGACAAGACGAAAGAAAAAGAAGAGAAGGAGCCAACGACGCGCGGCCGACGCAAGCAGCCGCGCACCUAUGUCGACGACGACUUGGACGAUAUACCGCUCAAGAACAUCAAAAAGGAGGUCAAGCCAGAUGAAACGGUCUCCAUGGAGAAAUACUACUUUGGACAAGUGGAGGGUGAAGAUACUAAGGGCAAGAUGGCUAUUGCUGUUCAGUGUCCAAUCUGCAACAUGGAGUUCAAUGAGAACAUAGAACUGAUGUUGCACAUCUACAAGCACGUGAUGCCUCCCCCGGCCGGCGCGAGUGACGACGCGCCGCAAUGUGUGUAUUGUCUCGCGCGCUGUGCCACAGAUGAGGACCUCGUGCAGCAUCUCAAGCAGAACCAUCCGGCUGAUACUAAGUCACCGGAGCUGUUCACUUACGCGUGUCUUAUUUGUGAGAUGCGUUUCGCGGCGGUGUUGACGCUGGCGUCGCACAUGCAGCGUUCGCACGCGCCGCUGGAGCUGCCGUACGCGUGCGCAUGCGGGCAUCGCGCCUCCUCGCACCGCGCCCUGCUCGACCACUACCGACAACACCAUCGGCAGCAGGACACGCUGUUCUGCCCACUGUGUCUCAUGACGGUGAUCGUGUACGCGGACGGGCACGAGCUGACUGCGAACGUGUUGUUGUUCAUCGAACACUUAAAGGCGCACCGAGAUAAGCUCGACGUGCGCUGCACCAGAUGCGUGCUCAAAUUCGUGUACCUCGGUCGACUGAAGGAGCAUCAAGUGCGAGACCAUGUGACUGUUCCUGAAGCAUUGCCGCUAUGUUCUGAAGAACACUUGAUUACCAAACCGAAGAAUAAGGCCCGUCCGCCGGUAAAGGAUUGCGCGAAUCACACGAUCACCGAGACUUAUGAGAAUGUCACUCUGGUUCUACCCGAAGGUAUGCUGUGUAGGGAGUGCGAUGGACCGCUGGACAACGAUCAACAUUUCCUCGGUCGCACGAAGUGUUCGAAGUGUCCGUUCGUGACGUCGUGCUACCGCGCACAGCUGCAGCACGGCGCGUACUGCGCGGGCCCGCACUCGCUCGAGGACGCGCCGAGACGUGCGCCUGCGCGCUCCUACUGCGUCUGCGGGUACAACACGCUCGUCGGUACUGAUAUGCUGACCCAUUUGCUGUCAUGCGAGCACAAGACCGCCUACAGUUCGGAGGAAGAGGCGCGCGCCAACACUGUGCGGUCUGCCGAAGAGAUCACCAACGGUAAACCCGUUGAAGAAACCGCGCCACCGGAAGCGCCGGUAGAGAGCGUGCCAGCUAUAGCUGACUACGCGCCGCCGUCCGUGCUCAACACUCAGCUGUCAUUGGACGACUUGGCACCGCCAUCCGUGUUGCAGAGUGACCAGCAUGAUCAAGAGCUACUAAAGGACGCGUACGACAGACCGCUCGCGACGCCCAGACAUGAAGAGCCGCAUUACAGCCUCGGCGACUUUGAACCCCUACCGCAGGAGCCGCCGCCGCAGCCCGACUUUGAACAGCUAUAAAUUAUAAGCAAUGAAUACCGUCAAAGGGGGUGAAUAGAGCUCAAUGAGUAAAACCAAACCUAAUUUGUAAUGUCUUUUUUGUAUGGACACGGAAAAGUAACUUGAUGGUAAGAAAGUGGGGUUCAAGAUAGUGAUUACUGACGGGAGACAAUUGCCCCUCAGUCAACACAGUUUUGCCGGCCAGAUUAAAACUGGAUAUAGCCUGGUUGAUGCCAGAAUGCGACACUUAUGUGAGCCACAGUAGCAGGUUAUACGUCUUUUUUAUAGUGAUUGUUAUCAUAAAAAUAAUCCUACCACCAGGAAAUAACUAGAUAGAGCAACAUUCAGUUUUAAUAUGCCUCUGUAAAAAUAUAUGUUUUACUACUUUCCUUAACGAAAAUGAAAAGUUUAUUACAAUCAAUCUAAAUUUCGUUCUUUUUUACCUUGUUGGGCAUUAUUCAUUCCUUUUUACGUAUAAUGUUUGUUGUUAGUAGAAUGGGUGUAUGUUUUACAAUUAAUAAGCAAGAAUUGUGUAGUUAUUGUUCGAUUCUCAUUUGUUGGGACUAUGAACAGAUUAUGAUAAAAAAUUACUUCUGUGAUAUGCAGGUUGGAACAUAAUUGAAGUAGCAACAGAAAUUGAUUGAAACCUUAAUUUGUGUAGCAGCCUGUAUAAUAUAAUGUCUUGGCAAACAAAAAAAGAUAUAGAUAUCAUAGAGCUUUUAAGAUUUAUUUGAAAUACCAUUCAGGUACAUGUUUUUUUUAAAAUACUAUAAAUGUCCUUGAAUUAUAGUAGGAAAGAAUACAUUUUUAUUUUACAUAAUAAUAUAGCCCUGCUGCGGAGUUGAAAUCAUUCACUAUUACAAUUAUUUUAUUGUACAUCAGGUAGCCUCAAAUUAAAAUGUGUUUCUCUAGCCUUUUGAUAGAAAUGUAAAGGAAUAUCUACCCACUUAACUAUAAAGUGUUGUUUUCAAAAAACAAUCUUAAAUCAGAUUCAUUGAAUAAACCAGUGGAAAUAACUUUAUUAGUAAGCAUUCCAAAAACAACAUUUCAAAUAUAGCAAGUGAUUGAAAAAGAGCACUCUGGAUCAUUUAUUGGAAUCAUCAGUAUAUCUUUAUUUCGUUAAAAUCUGUGGCCUUUUGUAAAGUGGGUAAAUAUAAUUUUACUUUUAUCCCAAUAGGAUACUGAAUACAUAUGAUGGGCAAUUUUAAAAUACAAGA
Messenger RNA from Manduca sexta (tobacco hornworm), 4998 nucleotides. RefSeq lists its product as uncharacterized. Gene Ontology annotation, biological process: regulation of transcription by RNA polymerase II. Lineage: Eukaryota; Metazoa; Arthropoda; Insecta; Lepidoptera; Sphingidae. Gene Ontology annotation, cellular component: nucleus. The transcript is spliced from 20 exons. The coding region runs from base 170 to 3802 and encodes 1210 amino acids. Gene Ontology annotation, molecular function: sequence-specific DNA binding; DNA-binding transcription factor activity, RNA polymerase II-specific. The record is from RefSeq and is a predicted model, not a curated record.